Molecule: messenger RNA, 3744 nt
Organism: Pipistrellus nathusii (Nathusius's pipistrelle)
Lineage: Eukaryota; Metazoa; Chordata; Mammalia; Chiroptera; Vespertilionidae
Source: the annotation of a GenBank genome assembly
AUGGCGCGGGGGCACGCGGGCGGCGGGCUGCUGGCGCUCACCCUGUGCCUGCUGGCCGCGCGCGGGGAGCUGCCGUUGCCCCAGGAGACAACCGUGGAGCUGAGCUGUGGGCCGGGGCCGGUACAAGUGGUCCUGGGCCCAGCGCAGGUGGCGGUGCUGGACUGUCGUCUGGGGACCGUCGCAGCCGGACCCCCCACCAGCGUCACGUGGAGCAAAGACGGAGGAGCCCUCCCGGAGCACAGCCACCUGCGCCUGCUGCCCAACGGCUCCCUGUGGCUGUCCCGGCCGCCAGCGCCCACAGGCAGCGCUGAGGCAGCCCCCAGAGCUUCCGAUGUCAUCGAGGGCAGCUACUCCUGCCUGGCCCACGGCCCACUCGGGGCAGUGGCCAGCCAGGCUGCAGUGGUCAAGCUCGCCACACUCGAAGGCUUCUCUCUGCACCCGGAGUCUCAGACAGUGGAGGAGAACGGGACGGCUCGGUUUGAGUGCCACAUUGAAGGGCUGCCAGCACCCACCAUUACUUGGGAGAAGGACCAGGUGACAGUGCCGACGGAGCCUCGGCUCAUCACUCUUCCCAACGGGGUUCUCCAGAUCCUGGACGUCCAGGAGAGUGACGCCGGCUCCUACCGCUGCAUGGCCACCAACUCCGCCCACCAGCGCUUCAGCCAGGAGGCCCUGCUCACCGUGGCCCCCAGAGGGUCCCUGGCGUCUCCCGGCGGGCAGGACGUGGUCAUUGUGGCAGCUCCGGAGAACACCACCGUGGUGUCUGGACAGAGUGUGGUGAUGGAAUGUGUGGCCUCUGCUGACCCCACCCCUUUCGUGUCCUGGGUCCGACAGGACGGGAAGCCAAUCUCCACCGACGUCAUCGUGCUGGGCCGCACCAACCUGCUGAUCGCCAGCGCGCAGCCCGGCCACUCGGGCGUCUACGUCUGCCGCGCCAACAAGCCCCGCACGCGCGACUUCGCCACGGCCGCCGCCGAGCUCCGCGUGCUGGCGGCCCCGGUCAUCUCGCAGGCGCCGGAGGCGCUGUCUCGGACCCGGGCCAGCACCGCGCGCUUUGUGUGCCGCGCGGCGGGGGAGCCGCGGCCGGCGCUGCGCUGGCUGCACGACGGGGCGCCGCUGCGGCCCAACGGGCGCGUCAAGGUGCAGGGCGGCGGCGGCAGCCUGGUCAUCACGCAGAUCGGCCUGCAGGACGCCGGCUACUACCAGUGCGUGGCCCACAACGGCGCGGGCACCGCGUGCGCCGCGGCUCCGCUGGCCGUGGUGGUGCGCGAGGGGCUGCCCAGCGCCCCCACGCGCGUCACGGCCACGCCGCUGAGCAGCUCGGCCGUGCUGGUGGCCUGGGAGCGGCCCGAGCUGCACAGCGAGCAGAUCAUUGGCUUCUCCCUUCACUACCAGAAGGCUCGCGGCGUGGACAACGUGGAAUUCCAGUUCGCCGUGAACAAUGACACCACAGAGCUGCAGGUCCGGGACCUGGAACCCAACACGGAUUACGAGUUCUACGUGGUGGCCUACUCCCAGCUGGGGGCCAGCCGCACCUCCGCCCCAGCGCUGGUCCACAUGCCGGACGAUGUCCCCAGUGCGGCGCCCCAGCUCUCCCUGUCCAGCCCCAACCCCUCGGACAUCAGGGUGGCGUGGCUGCCCCUGCCUCCCAGCCUGAGCAAUGGGCAGGUGGUGAAGUACAAGAUAGAGCACAGUUUGGGAAAGGAAGAUCACAUUUCCUCCAGCGAGGUGCCGGGGAAUGAGACACAGCUCACGCUGCACUCACUGCUGCCCAACAAGGUGUACCGAGUGCGGAUCUCGGCUGGCACCGGCGCUGGCUACGGGGCACCCUCCCCAUGGAUGCAGCACCGGACACCCAGCAUGCACAACCAGAGCCACGUCCCUUUUGCCCCUACAGAGUUGAAGGUACGGGCAAGGAUGGAGUCCCUGGUUAUAUCCUGGCAGCCGCCUCCUCACCCGGCCCAGAUCUCUGGCUACAAACUGUACUGGCGGGAGGUGGGGGCCGAGGAGGAGGCCGACGGUGAGAGCCCCCCAGGGAGCCGUGGAGACCAGGCUUGGGACGUGGGGCCUGUCCGGCUCAAGAAGAAGGUGAAGCAGUAUGAGCUGACCCAGCUAGUCCCUGGCCGGCUGUACGAGGUCAAGCUUGUGGCAUUCAACAAACACGAGGACGGCUACGCAGCGGUGUGGAAGGGCAAGACGGAGAAGGCUCCCACACCAGACCUGCCCAUCCAGAGGGGGCCGCCCUUACCCCCCGCUCACGUCCACGCCGAAUCCAACAGCUCCACGUCCAUUUGGCUUCGGUGGAAGAAGCCAGACUUCACCACCGUCAAGAUUGUCAACUACACCGUCCGCUUCAGCCCCUGGGGGCUCCGGAAUGCCUCCCUGGUCACCUAUUACACCAGCUCUGGCGAAGACAUCCUCAUUGGCGGGCUGAAGCCAUUCACCAAGUAUGAGUUUGCGGUACAGUCCCACGGCGUGGACAUGGAUGGGCCUUUCGGCUCCGUGGUAGAGCGCUCCACCCUGCCAGACCGGCCCUCCACGCCGCCUUCGGACCUGCGCCUGAGCUCCCUGACGCCGUCCACCGUCCUGCUGCACUGGUGCCCCCCCACGGAGCCCAACGGGGAGAUCGUGGAGUACCUGAUCCUGUACAGCAGCAACCACACCCAGCCCGAGCACCAGUGGACCCUGCUCACCACGGAGGGAAACACCUUCAGUGCCGAGGUGCGUGGCCUGGAGAGCGACACCAGGUACUUCUUCAAGAUGGGGGCCCGCACGGAGGUGGGGCCUGGGCCCUUCUCCAGCCUGCAGGACGUGAUCACUCUCCAGGAGAAGCUCGCAGACUCCUUGGACGUGCACUCCGUCACGGGCAUCAUCGUGGGCGUCUGCCUGGGCCUCCUCUGCCUGCUGGCCUGCAUGUGUGCGGGCCUGCGCCGCGGCCCCCACAGGGAAGCCCUCCCAGGCCUGUCCUCCACGGCCGCUGCUGGGAACCCCGCGCUGUACUCCCGAGCCCGCCUUGGACCCCCCAACCCCCCAGCUACCCACGAACUGGAGUCCCUUGUGCACCCCCGUCCCCAGGACUGGGCCCCACCACCCUCAGACAUCGAGGACAGGGCUGAAGUGCACAGCCUUAUGGGUGGCGGAGCUUCCGACGGCAGCCGGGGUCACUCCAAGAGGAAGAUCUCCUGGGCCCAGCCAGGUGGGCCCAGCUGGGCAGGUUCCUGGGCAGGCUGCGAGUUGCCCCAGGCAGGCCCUGUGCCUUACCUGACCCGGGCCCUGCUGCCCCCUGCUGGAACUGGACAGACGCUGUUUCUGCAGGCUCUGGUGUAUGAUGCCAUAAAGGGCACCGGGAGGAAGAAGCCGCCCCCGGCCUGCAGGAACCAGGUGGAGGCGGACGUUAUUGUUCACUCUGACUUCAGUGCCUCCAGGGGGAACCCUGACCUCCACCUCCAAGACCUGGAGCCCGAGGACUUCCUGCCUUCGGAGGCUCCCGACCUCACCUUGGGGGUUGUGGACUCAGGGCAAGGGGGAGACUGGCGGGACAGGGAGCUGGGAGGCUGUGAACCGGCGGCCCCCGGGCCAGACAGACUCACCCGCCUGCCGGAGGCCCCUUCUUGCCCCUACCUGGACCUCCAGCCCAGGGAGGCUCCGGAGGAGGCCUCUGGGAACAGCUGCCAGUCCAAGGCCCCCUGCCCGCGAGGAGCCAGCCCAGGCCUGUCCAGGGCCUCCGUCUCCUCCUUGGCUUAG